GUUGUUGGUGAGAUGAAUUUUAUUACUUUUUGCACAAAGUAGCUAUGAGAACUUCAUAAAAAAACAAAUAGAUUGUAAUGUAAUAUAGGAAAGUUUCUUUUCCAUAGGACAUUAAUAAAAAGUACAUCUAAAAGAUGAUUUAAAUGGAAGAACAAUUGGUUUUGCUACGCGAAGAAUGUUCUUCAGAAGAGUACAAAAGUUCAGUUAAACUCCUUUUCACAUACGUCAAAAAUAUACACAACAAUAGCACUGUGGAGAAGUACAGAAAACUUCGAACAGGAAAUGAAAAGUUUAAUGCAAAUAUAUGGAAAUAUGAAGCUUGUCGAACAAUGUUACUUUUAGCUGGCUUUGAACAGCAAGAUGAAUUUAUCGUUCUACCUAAAGGAAUUGAUGUUAAUCAUCUAUACACAACAUUAAAUGAUGUGUUAGCAGAAAUAGAACCUUCUGCUCUUCCAGCUGCUUCUCAAAAAUCUACACAGGAUACAACUGCGUCCACUAGUCAGACAGGAAGUCUAAAUUUGAUGGGUGCAAAAGGUGGCAGUUUAUUUGAAGAAGAUGUGAAAGCUGAUUUAACUUUACUAUCAUAUCUAAUGGAAAUGGGUUAUAGUAAAGUGGCUGCAGAACGCGGGUUAAUAGCGACUGGUAACAAGGGUGUUCAACCUGCAAUGGACUGGAUAGACGCGCAUCCUGGAUGCCACACUAAACCGUCAUCAGCAAAAGUGUCGACGACACAUGGUACAAAUGACGCGUCUUUGAUGGGUAUCAUGGAAAGUUCAAGUGGUGAAAUAGUGACAUCUCGUUUACAAAAAUCUCUUGAUGAGAAGCAUAAAUACCAAGAAAAGUUACGAUUACAAGCAAUCAAGAAAGCAAGGUUAGAUAAAGCUGAGGAUAAAAAAGCUCGUGAAUAUUUAAAGAAAAAUAUAGAAUCAGAAAGAACGCUAAGCAAAGAAAAGUUUGAGCGGGAAAAGCAUGUUCGACAUGCUGAAAUUGAAGCAAAUACGACGUCGCACGCAACUGAUCAUCCAGCUUUGUCAAGUUCAUCUGGUGCAAGUAGCAACAUAUGUCGCAUCCGUAUCAAAAAUAUAGACGGAACUCAUGUUACUUGGGAAGGUGAUAAGAACACGAGUGUAAAAGAUUUUUACAGUUACGUGAAAACAUUAGUAAAAACUGCUGAUGAAUACCAAGCUGUUGUACCUCAUCCCCACGUGAUCUUAGAACCAAAUGACGAGGCAUCGUUACUGGAGAAAGGUCUCCAUCCUACAUCCACGAUCGUAAUACAAAAAUUAAACCAAAAUCAGGCAGCUACUUUCAUAAACGGGUUGAUUAUUGAAUCGUCGUCCGAUGCAUUGACGACACACAACGAUGUUGAAGACGCUGCUGAGAAAAUGUCAUAAUAUUGAUAUGUUUUUUUACUGUAUAUUUUUAAGAAGAAAAGAAUAAUUACUUCUCGUUA
Messenger RNA from Hydractinia symbiolongicarpus, 1453 nucleotides. Its product is annotated as UBX domain-containing protein 1-B-like. Lineage: Eukaryota; Metazoa; Cnidaria; Hydrozoa; Anthoathecata; Hydractiniidae. The record is from RefSeq and is a predicted model, not a curated record. The transcript has 13 exons. Gene Ontology annotation, molecular function: protein binding. Bases 144 to 1394 code for a protein of 416 amino acids.